This is a messenger RNA of Ramularia collo-cygni, 195 nucleotides long. RefSeq lists its product as uncharacterized. NCBI's taxonomy places the organism in Eukaryota, Fungi, Ascomycota, Dothideomycetes, Mycosphaerellales, Mycosphaerellaceae. The transcript is spliced from 3 exons. The record is from RefSeq and is a predicted model, not a curated record. Bases 1 to 195 code for a protein of 64 amino acids.
AUGGGUGCCGUAGCCUCGUGCUUCAACACUUUGGUCAAUGCGAUCACCAGCUGCUUCAUGGCUGUUGUUAACGCCAUUGUUUCAGUGGUAAAAAUUAUCGCAGGCGGAAUUGUUUCUUUGUUCUCGGCAUUGGUAUCCUGCCUCACUUGUGGCAAGGCCGGCAAGCGAAGCAAAGCGCGUACGAGCCAUGUAUAA